UCGGAGAGAAGGAUGACAUUGAGAGUGACACACUCACACACACAUAGUUUUGUUUUUUUUUACAAAGACACCCACCCGAUCUAAUUUAAAUAAAGAUAUUUUCGAUUGUGAAAAAAAAAUAAAGAUAUUUUCAAAUUAUCGUAAUCUAUUUUUAUUUUUAUUUUCUAUAGAUUAGGUUAAAAAAAAAAAAUCAUUUUUCCGAUUGUACAAGCCGAGCCGAUCCAAUAUGCUAGCCAAUCACUCUUUGCCCCUUUACCGGCGAGGUUCCGUCCGUUUCUCUUUCUCUUUCUUUCUCUUUAACCUUUUAACCCUUUCUUUCUCUCUCAUCAACAACAACAACAACCCUAAUUUCAUCCAUGCCGGAUUUUCACGAUUCUCUCUCUCCACCACCACCACCACCGCCGUCGUCUCGCCCUAUCCCCGUUCGCGAGGAUUGUUGGUCAGAAGAAGCUUCUUCUACUCUCGUUGAUGCAUGGGGUAAUCGUUAUCUUGAACUCAACCGUGGUAAUCUUCGUCAGAAAGAUUGGCAAGAUGUUGCUGAUGCUGUUAACGCUCUUCAUGGUCAUACUAAGAAAACUCAUCGCACCGAUGUUCAGUGUAAGAAUCGAAUUGAUACUAUUAAGAAAAAGUAUAAGAUCGAGAAAGCUAGGGUUUCCAAUUCCAAUGGUGUUUUUUCAUCGCCUUGGCCUUUUUAUGAUCGAUUAGAUUUAUUGAUUGGUCCUAAUUUCAAUACCAAGAAAUCUUCUUCUUCUCCAUCACCUUCUCCACCUGUUGCUCUUCCUUUGGUUCCUCAUCGGAAAUUUUCUAAUUCGCCGAAUGCGAUUUCUGUUACUCCGGCUGCUGUUGCUCUUCCUCAGAAGAGGUCACUUGCGACGGUGAUGGAUGAUGGUUAUUUUAGGAGGAAUUAUUCUGCUGUUGCUGCUGCGGCUGCUGCUGCGGAGGCUGAUGAAGAUGAGGAUGAGGAGGAUGAAGAGGAGGAAGUUGAGGAGGAGGAGGAGGAGGUUGAGGUUGAGGAGGAAGAAGGGAGGGGAAGUGAAGUUGAUGAAGGGGAUAAAGGGAGGGAAGGGAUGAAGAGGUUGGCUAAGGCUAUUGAGAAAUUUGGUGAAAUGUAUGAGAGAGUUGAGGGACAGAAACUGAGGCAGAUGGUGGAUUUGGAGAAACAAAGGAUGGAGUUUGCUAAAGAUAUUGAAGUGCAGAGGAUGCAGAUGUUUAUGGAUACACAAGUUCAGAUGGAGAGAAUCAAGCGUGGGAAGCGUUCUGGGUCUAAUGAUAUGUAUAGCUAGCUAGCCAAGUUGGCAGUGGUUCGAUGAUGGUGCUCGGAACGCUAUCUUGCUUUGGUUAUUAAUCAUAUGGGAAAAAGUACAUAUCUUCAGCUGAUACUGUGAUGAGGGAAUAUUUAAAUAGAAAUUUGUCGAGGAGUAAUUUUGGAUUCAUUUAGCUAGCUUUAAUUUGUUAUUAUAUUAGCCCUUAUAAAUUAAUUCAGCAACUGUACUAAAGCCUAAUUCGGGCUCCUACAUAGAAUUUGCUCCAAUGUUACAACUCUUCUAUA
Messenger RNA from Trifolium pratense (red clover), 1549 nucleotides. RefSeq names its product trihelix transcription factor ASIL2-like. The record is from RefSeq and is a predicted model, not a curated record. Bases 357 to 1283 code for a protein of 308 amino acids. Gene Ontology annotation, molecular function: transcription cis-regulatory region binding. Gene Ontology annotation, cellular component: nucleus. Lineage: Eukaryota; Viridiplantae; Streptophyta; Magnoliopsida; Fabales; Fabaceae. The transcript has 2 exons.